GGUAUCAUUUCCUUAACCCUACCCAGCUUCCAGAUAUGUCAGACUUAGAAUCUAUCCCUGAGCUGUACCAGCUUUACAGAAAACUUCAGUCAACAUUGGCUGACCUGCCGGAGAAUCCCGGCUGCAUCCGUCUACUGCAGCUCUACGCCAGUCACGAACCUGAAGAAAAAGGCUCCCCGGAAAACUUGUUCGAUCCCCAUCAGCUAACUUCUAUUGACAGUCCAAAGGGGCUCUGGUGCUACACACCUCUCUUUUAUUAUGAGAAUACGGGAUAUCAAAGACGCAAGGUGCCAGUGGGCGGAGGAAGCUGGAUACAGAAAGCGCACAACAACCCGCCGGGACAAGCCUGGUACACGCAGAGGCUUGAGUACCCCAUAGAGAUCCACGGCAAGACUGGUACAAGCGAAAUUUUACGUGUUAAAUUCCACAUGAAGCAGUUUACAGAUGUACAGCCUCGGCCUACCUAUGCUCUCUGUCAGAUUUAUCGGAGAAAAGAAACGCAGCUAUCUGCUUCUGCUACGGCAAAUGAGCAUCUGGGCCAACAUACUGAUCAUCGUACAGGUGCAAUUGUUCAUGGCCAGCAGGACGCUAUGCACAUGGUGACUGGGAAUAGGGGCACUCAACCGAACUCUGGCGGGGAUGGAACUUAUCAGCUGCCAGAAAAUAUUAUAACUCAGACGCAUGACAGUGGUGCAAUUGAGCAGCUAUCAAAAGGAUCAGCUCUGGACACCGGAGAGGCUGAGCAAAACCAGCUUAACCGGUACCCUAAUUCAAAGGAGAAAACUAUUGCAAGGUGGGAAUGGGACCAGUUUGAACCGACGGAGAUUGAACGCAUUCUCGAGAUGGAACCCUUUGCCACGAGCCAGGAGAGUCCCUGCAUCAUCCUUGCACAAGAAGAUAAUAUCAAUAUUCAUGGAGACACUCCUGGUUCAAGCAUCAGAAGUUUCCAGGCUCAGUCUAUGAGAGGUACUUCCUCUCAAAUCAGCAUUCAAAAUGAAAACUCAACCAGGAAAAGGAAAGUUGAUGUUGCAGUCGUAAAUUUCUCUGAUGGAACUUGCCGGGUUAUUGAAGAUAAGGGGUUGAUUGAGGUACUGAAAAAGACAAAGCAUAACACGUCUCCUCCUUUUCAGUCAUGGAAUGCACCACAAGAGAGAGAUACUGUAGAAGGUCAAUCUUCUAUGCAUUCCCAUGUAGCAGAAUAUUGGACAAUAGGAUUACAUGAGAAUGACAAUCUCCAAGGUAACAAUUCACGUUAUCAAUCUUACAUGCCAAGUCAAGAAGGUUCGCUGAUCAAUAAUCAGAACUAUCAACAAAGUUCUUUUCCUAUGGAUGCUGCUCCUUGGGCUGGAGUCAACUUGGCAAACCAAAGGAACGUGCAAAGCAACGAUCCUGGCUACGUGUCGGAUGACAGUUCGACUGACCAAGAUUAAGCUUCAGUGCUAAUGAAAUUCAUACAUUGCAGCCACACCCGUAUUGAUUUACAAGAAACAGUGAUCUGUUGUGAUGGUGCAUGGGUAAAUUAUACAAGCAAUGGGCGUACAAGAAGAUUGUCAGAGGAGGCAGCAUGCUUCUAGUAUUUAAACAAUAAAAUAUCUUCAUAUGUUAUAUAUAAAUAAUGGAAUGCUCAGAACUGUUUUCCUCAGGCCGGAGCAAUUUGUUCGUUAGUAUUGUAUGCAGUUUGUCGCUAAUCGUGGAUAAUUUAUCUUCUUCAUUUUCCUUA
Molecule: messenger RNA, 1720 nt
Organism: Phoenix dactylifera (date palm)
Lineage: Eukaryota; Viridiplantae; Streptophyta; Magnoliopsida; Arecales; Arecaceae
Source: RefSeq, a predicted model, not a curated record